UAUCAUCCAUGAUCCAACCAUUUUAAUAUUAUGUUUACUGUCUAAAAUUAUUAAAUUAUAAUAUUUCCAACGAUUUAAUAGUCUUCUUGGCUUAUUAUAUGAGUUCACCAGUCAUAUAUAGAUCUCACUCAAGUUUAUUUGAAACUUAACAUUAAAAAAUACAACGUAUCAUGUUGUAAAAUCUAUUAAUGAUAUUUUCAUGAUGGACAUUGUCAUAAAAAUAAAUAAUCAGUCCAAUGGGAGAGAUAAACUUGCCAGGUUAAUUCAGUAUGCAAGUCGACUGGUCUGGCAUCAAUUAGAAAGGAGAAAUGCAAAUAAAUACUCCAUUGACAGAAUAAAGAGCUUGGAAAGUAAUUUAAGCUCAUUUAGGAAAGUUUUAAGACUUGGAAGAUGUGUUGACAUAUGCUAUACAGCAUUGAACUCACUCAACAUAGAAGAUCCGUUUUUAAGAAUUUCAUUAACUAUAAGUAAAAUUGCUCAUGCAUUAUUUCUCUAUGCAGAUCAUGUUGUGUGGUUGACAAAAAGUGGAUUUCUUAAAACAGAUUCUGACAACUGGAAUCGCACUGCAAACAAAUUUUGGUUAAUAUCAAUUAUUGCCAAUUUAGCUCGUGAUUUCUAUGAAAUCUUACAUGUUCUAGAAUUGAAUAGAACAACAUUCCUCAGGCCCACAAACCUCAUUGCAGGUUCAGUAAAGAAUUUUGAUUUACACGUCAGUAUGAAACAUUUGUCUGCUGUUCUUAGCUGUCAUAAAGAUAUCUUCAUAGACACAUUAAAGAAUUCUUGUGAUAUUUUUAUACCGUUAACUGCAUUAGGGUUUACAAAGUUAAGCCCUAGUGCUAUUGGUACACUGGGAACUUUAUCGUCACUUGCUGCAUUAAUAACUUUAGUUAAACCUAUAACAAAAUUAGUGCCUGCGUGAAGUGAUUGUUAUAGCAUUUUAUUAUUAUGCUGUUCUAUGUAACCUUACUUAAGUAUGGUGGUAUAUUAUAUGGGAAAUAUAGUGGUGUAUGAUAAUCAUCAAAAUAAAUGAUAAUGUUUAUUGUUAUGUGAUAACAAGGAGGAGCUAAUAAAGGUGCAUUAAAUGGGGAUUUGUACAUGAAA
Colias croceus (clouded yellow) is the source of this 1101-nucleotide messenger RNA. It is a transcript of the gene Pex11ab, whose product is annotated as peroxisomal membrane protein 11B. The transcript is spliced from 4 exons. NCBI's taxonomy places the organism in Eukaryota, Metazoa, Arthropoda, Insecta, Lepidoptera, Pieridae. Bases 200 to 919 code for a protein of 239 amino acids. Gene Ontology annotation, biological process: regulation of peroxisome size; peroxisome fission. Gene Ontology annotation, cellular component: peroxisomal membrane. The record is from RefSeq and is a predicted model, not a curated record.